AUGAACACCCCGUUCUCACUGCCUCGUAUCAAUAUGGACUCGUUUCGUGUCAACCUUCGGCGAGGGCCGCCUGACAACGCUGCCGACGAUCUCGAGAGACAGCAGCCCGAAGUCAUCGAGACUCCUCGACAAGAGAUGGCCGAACGGACGCCGAACGGCUCAUUCCUCCCUCGAUUUGCUGGCUUCCGCCGUCCUACUAUACCCUCUUUCCUCAGCCGAUCGAGCACGGGCACGACGAACCGGCUCCAUCGACACUCGCAGCCGAUGCCCCGGCCGACCAGCAGCUACUACUCAGACGACGAGGUUGACUCGCCCAAGACCCCGCUGUUCAACCUAGACCUUGGCCUCUCGCUCACAAAGAACAUCAGCAACAGCGAGUUUUCGGUGCUGUUGAUUCUCAUCAUCCUCUUCACCACCAUCUUCUUCUGCCACGGCCUGAUCCGGCUGUGCAUCCUGAUCGUGCGGCCGCGACGGGACGAGGAGCGGAGGAACCAGCUGCCGCAAAUGUUUGGCCCAGGCGGGUAUGCGAUCCCGCGACAGCCUAUCCGGGUGACGCUGGCGCGAGACGAGGAGGCAGCCGGGCUCGAGAGCGAGGCCACCAAAUCCCAGCCGCCAGCCUAUGGACUCUGGCGCGAGAGCGUGAGGGUUGAUCCCAACCGCAUCUAUUGGCAGCGCAACGAGGACCUACCGGAGACCACCGAGGAGGAGGGCGAGUCCUCUUCAGACAGCGGCUCGGCUUCCACUCACCGGCCGCAGCAAGGCCCUCGGCCGCCCUCGUAUGCCUCCGACGACGGCGUCAGCUACGUCGUCGAGGCACAGCCGAGGUCCAUUGCGCCGACGACCGACGUCCCGCUUCCGGUGCAUCCCUCGGAGGCGGGACGGGUCGCCUACCCAGCGGGGCAUUAA
Phaeoacremonium minimum UCRPA7 is the source of this 906-nucleotide messenger RNA. RefSeq lists its product as hypothetical. Lineage: Eukaryota; Fungi; Ascomycota; Sordariomycetes; Togniniales; Togniniaceae. Bases 1 to 906 code for a protein of 301 amino acids. The record is from RefSeq and is a predicted model, not a curated record. The transcript has 3 exons.